Molecule: messenger RNA, 1952 nt
Organism: Triticum aestivum (bread wheat)
Lineage: Eukaryota; Viridiplantae; Streptophyta; Magnoliopsida; Poales; Poaceae
Product: phosphatidylinositol/phosphatidylcholine transfer protein SFH11
Exons: 13
Coding region: 510-1685 (391 amino acids)
Source: RefSeq, a predicted model, not a curated record
GACACACCACCCCCACAUGUCAGUAACGCGGGAAGGCGUUAAGACCUUCCGAGCGACGGCAAUGGAUUCUCCGCGCACUCGGAGCGAAGCAGUCGGCAGUCGCACGUGAUGGGCCUGGCCGAGGAGGAGUGUGCGGCUGCUUCACGUCGCUUCUCCGGCGCCGUGUCCAUGAGGGAGACGCCCGAUUCCUCUUAUUGCCGCCCGCGGAAGCAUUCUUUCCCUUCCGCCUGGCACCCGCAUGCCCACCAGGCGUUCGACGUAAUGCCACGCCCGGGAGACCCAGCCCCCAUUUUAUAUCUUCCAAGUCCAGGACGGAGGGGACUCCUGGUUUAUUCGUGAAAUAAUUGGCUGCAUCCCCGAGCUUCAACCUUAGUCCCGCCUUAAAUUGUAGCUGCACUGAUGUGCGUCAGUUGGACCGUGCAGAAGUGCUUGAGUUCUUCCUUCUUCUGCGUGGGCCAGCUUACUGGCACAUCCUGCAAGUGGAUAACAAAAACAGCACCAUAUCAAAGAUGAGCUUCAGAUCUAUUGAGCAAUUACUUAGAAGGAACAGCAAGAUCAAAAUUUCUCAGAGUAUUAUUGCCAAUGGUAUUCAUGACCCGAAGGAAGAGCAGUCUGUGCAAGCCUUGAGGGAGUCACUUCUUGCGAGCAACCAGCUCCCAGAGAAGUUUGAUGACCAUCAUGUCCUACUACGCUUUCUGAGAAUGCGAGGAUUCAACAUAAUAAAGGCAAAAGAGAUGUUCUUGAAUAUGCUGAAAUGGCGUGAGGAUUGUGCUGUUGAUACCAUUGCAAAGGAUUUUAAAUUUGAGGAAUUUGACGCAUUAAAACGAUGCUAUCCUCAUGGAUUUCAUGGAGUUGACAGAUUUGGAAGGCCACUAUACAUUGAACGGAUUGGCUCAGUGGAUCUCAGUAAGCUCAUGCAAGUGACUAGUAUUGAUCGAUAUAUAAAAUAUCAUAUAUCAGAACAGGAGAAAACUUUAUCUUUGAGAUAUCCUGCAUGUUCUCUUGCCGCAAAGAAGCACAUAUCGUCUACAACAGCCAUAUUAGAUGUGAAAGGAUUGGGCAUGAACAAUUUUUCAAAAGCUGCACGAGAGAUGUUCAUUGAAAUUCAGAAGAUUGACAGCAAUUACUACCCAGAGACAUUACAUCAACUUUACAUAAUCAACGCUGGUUCUGGAUUUAGAGCAUUGUGGAGAGUACUAAAAGCAUUUAUGGAGGCAAGAACUUUAAAAAAGAUUCAGGUUUUGGGGACCAAUUACCUCAGCACCGUACUAGAAGCUGUUGAGCCAAGCAAUUUACCUGAAUUUUUGGGUGGAACAUGUUCUUGUUCUGCAACUGGAGGGUGCUUGCUCCAAGAUAAAGGACCUUGGACUGAUGCUGGAAUUAUCCGUGCUUCUAAGGAGCCUUCAGCAAGACAUGUAGACUCCACAUGUGGUAGGAAACGUACUCUUGGCAUGUUGUUGUUAGAGGAUAAUCAGGUUGCUAAUCAGAUGAGUGAAAAUAUUCAUCAGAAACAAGCCAAUGAACAGAUCUCAGGGAAGAUACAAGAGCUUGAAGACUGUGCUGCUCAGACCAAGGAGACCCUAGAGACACUAAUAUGUAAGCAGAAAGAACUUGGUAUCCACAUUGAACAGUUGAGGGAACUCCUACGGGAUGAUGUCCUGGCAGAGAAGAAAACAAGUAUCUAAACCUUGAAGUGAGCAGGCAAAAUAAGUCAUAACUGCAUAUUGCGGUGAAGAAAUUAGCAGCAUAUUUCAAGUAAUGAUUCUGUAACCGCCAUCAGCCUGUAGGAUCCUACCAUGCAUGUUGACUUCAAAAUGCGGUUUUAUUUCUAGUGUACACGAUGUCUACCACUGCUCUACCUCGUCCUUCCAAGAAAAGUGAUGUAUCAUGUUACACAUGUAAUUUACCUUCCUCUAAUUAUCAUGAAUAAAGCAUCUCUUAUAUUAAAUUUA